This is a messenger RNA of Colletotrichum orchidophilum, 1164 nucleotides long. Its product is annotated as S-methyl-5-thioribose-1-phosphate isomerase. The record is from RefSeq and is a predicted model, not a curated record. The transcript has a single exon. NCBI's taxonomy places the organism in Eukaryota, Fungi, Ascomycota, Sordariomycetes, Glomerellales, Glomerellaceae. The coding region runs from base 1 to 1164 and encodes 387 amino acids. Gene Ontology annotation, molecular function: S-methyl-5-thioribose-1-phosphate isomerase activity.
AUGUCUGGACUCCAAGCUGUCAAGUACACCCGGGGUCGUCUCGAGGUCUUGGACCAGCUGAUACUUCCUCACGAAUUCCACUAUGAUGAGGUAUCCACCAGCGAGGAGGCUUUCGACUGUAUCAAGUCAAUGAGAGUUCGUGGUGCCCCAGCCAUUGCCAUCGUCGCUGCCCUCGCCCAUGCUGUCGAGCUGCACAACGGCAGCUGCAGCGCUACUUCAGCCCAAGACACCGUCACUUACAUUGACUCGCGUCUGGAUUACCUCAAGGAAAGCAGGCCUACUGCUGUCGACUUGACCAACGCCAUCAACCAACUAAAAACCCGCAUUAGAUGCGCGCCGCAAGAUGAUGCCAACACUGUCAUUGCUGCCUACAUUGAGGAAGCCGAGAAGAUCCUGCAAAAAGACCUCCAGACAAACCUCUCUAUUGGCGACCAUGGAGCCCGUUGGCUGAAAGAAGUGGCUGGUGCCUCUCCCGAAUCCAAAGUAUCCGUCCUUACCCACUGCAAUACCGGCUCUCUAGCAACAUCUGGUCACGGAACCGCACUUGGAAUUAUCAGAACACUCUGGUCCAACAACCUUCUUAAGCACGCCUACUGCACCGAGACAAGACCCUACAACCAGGGUAGCAGACUGACCGCUUUCGAGCUUGUUUACGAGAACAUCCCCAGCACUCUUGUUACCGACUCCAUGGCUGCUGCGCUUUUCAAACUGCAAAAAGAGAAGAUGAACAUUGCCGCCGUCAUUGUUGGUGCUGACCGUGUUGUUCGCAACGGUGAUACUGCCAACAAGAUCGGAACCUACCAACUCGCCGUGUUGGCCAAGUAUCACGGCGUCAAGUUCGUCGUCGCUGCUCCCACCACCAGCAUCGACCUCGAGACCCAGACUGGCGCGGGCAUCAAGAUUGAGGAACGCAAGCGAGAAGAGCUCACGCAGAUUUCCGGUGCUGUCGUCCAGGCUGAUGGGAGUGUCGAUGUCACUCGUACAGCGCGCGUGGCGACGGCGGAUCAACGCGUCAACGUCUGGAACCCUGCCUUUGACGUUACUCCGCAUGACCUGAUCGAUGCUGUUGUUACGGAGAAGGGUGCUGUAGUCAAGAACGCUGAGGGUCAUUUUGAUUUCCGUCACAUCAUGCCCGAGAGAUGGGCGCAGGUGGUCGGCCAGUGA